Messenger RNA from Schistocerca piceifrons (Central American locust), 1380 nucleotides. RefSeq lists its product as uncharacterized. The coding region runs from base 460 to 1380 and encodes 306 amino acids. The record is from RefSeq and is a predicted model, not a curated record. The transcript has 2 exons. Lineage: Eukaryota; Metazoa; Arthropoda; Insecta; Orthoptera; Acrididae.
GUGAGGAAUUUGCAACAUCAAAUGAAGCAGGGAUUUGCAGUGCCAAAAGAAGAUGGAAGAGGAAAACAUGGAAACUACCCACAUAAAUUUCAAGACGGAGCUGUACAAUGUGUUAGAGAAUUUCUCAAUGCCAUACCGAAAUAUAACAGUCAUUACAGUUGGCAAUAGAACCCCAAUAGAGUGUAUUUGGAUUGUGAUCUCACCACUGAUUCCUUAUUUCGAGAUAAAUACUCAGAAUACUGCAAGGAAAAGCAGGUUCCUGCAGUAUCUGAAAGUAAAUUCAGAGAAAUUUUCGUAUCUGAAUUUAAUAUAGGCUUCAAACUACCAAAACGUGACACCUGUUCGAAAUGUGAUGGAUUUCUAAUUGCAAUAAAUAACUCAGAAUUAUGUGCAGAAGAAGUCACAGAAAAGAAACAACAAUAUGAACUGCAUCUCAAAAAGGCUGACAGAGGACAAAAUAUGAUUGCGUCUUUAACUGUUCUGGCUACAGAAAAUUCGAAACAGCAUCGUAUGAUAGCAAUGGAUAUACAGCAAACGUUCCCCACACCUAAGCUAACAGUUGGUCCAGCAUUUUACAAGAGGAAAAUAUGGACAUAUAACUAUGGUAUCCAUGACUGUGGACCAAAUAAGGGUUAUAUGUUUCUGUGGAUCGAGAAAGAUGGAGGAUGGGGUUCAGAUGAGGUUGGGAGCUGCUUAUUGAAGUACUUGGAGAUAAUUAAUCCUCAGACAAAACAUCUCCACAUAAUCAAAGACAACUGCAAGGGACAGGCAAAGAAUUGGACUAUUAUUGCUUUGGAAAGGUCCCUUGUUGCUACCAAAAGAUUUGAUUCUGUCCAGCAUUACUUCCCUGUGGUAGGUCACACCAUGCUACCUUGCAAUCGUGAUUUUGGUCGCAUUGAACGGUAUGCAAGAAACAGACGUCCAAUAGUGUACACUCCAGAUCAAUGGGCAGAAGUAAUAAAAUCUGCGAGUCCAAAACAUUUCAUUGUAACUAAAAUGGAAAGAGAAGACUUCAGAAGUUUGGUAAGCCUGAAGGCAUUGAUCUCAAAACGUACAGAAGCCACAACUGGAGAUCCCCAUCAUUUCAGUGAAGCUACUCAAUUUGAGUCUGAAGAUCCCUUCAAGCUAAGUGUAAAGCACUCUUAUUCAGACAUAGGAGCUUUCAUGUCACUGGAUAUUCGUGUCAAAAAGAAAGGAAGGAUAGUCGAACCAAACCCAUAUCAGCUGCCAAUAAAGUACAGAAAGCCACUACCAAUUAACCAGAAAAAUAUUGAUGAUGUACUGUCUCUUAUGCCAUACAUACCUGCAGCAAAUCAAGAUUUCUUUCGACCAUGUACUGGAAAUAACGUGUACAUUGAUAAGGUAGAGGAACUUCCUUGA